AUGUCGACCCAAAAGCCUUCAGCUCGAAUCAUUGAACUCGCAAAUGCAAUCAGUGCAUCCACAGCCAAGAUUCACGAAUCACUGGCUGCCAAGGAGAUCGCGCCACCCAGUUUCGACGAAGAUGCUUCUUACUCUGUGCCCCAAGAACUCUCAGCGGACUAUGAUGUGGUGCUCGAUGCCACGGCAGAGCUCCAUGACUUGCUGCUUGAACCGUUGAAUCUCAUUCACAGACAUUGCGGGCAUAAUAACCCGGUGUGUAUGUUGGCUAUUACGACGUUCAAAAUAGCGUCAAUGGUGCCAAGAAACGGCAAAAUAUCGUUUGGAGACAUCGCCAAGCAGACACCAAUGACUGAAGACAUGACCACUCGCCUCCUGAGGCACGCCAUGACGAUGCGAAUCUUCCGGGAGCCUGAACCAGGAAUGGUCGCUCAUACAGCCGCGUCCAAGAUGGUGGAAGCCUUGACGAAGUGGCCAGGAUCCCAGGAGCCCAACGAGACUGGCUAUGCAUUGUCUAACAACUCCAAAACUCUCUAUGAAGUGUUCGGCAAAGAUCCAGAGCGGGCUGGACGCUGGGGAAGUGGCAUGCAAGUUUUUGUCCAACGCCCACAAUUCGAUUCUCAGUACACCACCAAUCACUACGACUGGGCAUCACUGGGAGAAGCCCAAGUGGUAUUCUUCGGGGGUGGCUUUGAGCAUGUUGCCUUGGCUCUGGCGAGGCAGUUUGGAAAUCUAAGUGUCGUUAUUCAGACCCUGCCCCAGGUAGUUGAGGCCAUGCCAGUCCCAGAGGAGCUAAAAGCAAGAGUCCAACUCAUGGCGCACGACCUGUUCAGCCCACAACCUGUCAAAGGUGCUGACAUCUACUUUCUCCGCUGGUGCCUUCACAAUUGGUCCAACAAACACUGCAUCCGUAUGUUGCAGGCGCUGGUACCUGCGCUAAAGCACGGGGCGAGAGUGAUCAUCCAGGAGACCAUCAUGCCAGAGCCGGGCCAAGCGCCAUUGUGGAAGGAGAAGAAUACAAGGGCCACCGACAUUAAUAUGGCUGCCGCGUUCAAUGGCCAGGAGAGAACAACGGCCGAGAUUGAAUCGCUACUCAAGGAAGCAGAUGGCAGGUUCCAUCUUGAGGCGAUCAUUGAGCCAUCUGGGUCGGCUCUUGGUAUGCUGGACUUCGUAUGGCUGGACAAAGCAGGCGAGUAG
Molecule: messenger RNA, 1194 nt
Organism: Diaporthe citri
Lineage: Eukaryota; Fungi; Ascomycota; Sordariomycetes; Diaporthales; Diaporthaceae
Exons: 5
Coding region: 1-1194 (397 amino acids)
Molecular function (GO): O-methyltransferase activity
Source: RefSeq, a predicted model, not a curated record